Messenger RNA from Pterocles gutturalis (yellow-throated sandgrouse), 1150 nucleotides. Its product is annotated as serine/threonine-protein kinase WNK3-like. The annotation marks the transcript as partial. The transcript is spliced from 7 exons. Gene Ontology annotation, molecular function: chloride channel inhibitor activity; protein serine/threonine kinase activity; potassium channel inhibitor activity. Gene Ontology annotation, biological process: protein phosphorylation; monoatomic ion homeostasis; negative regulation of sodium ion transport. Lineage: Eukaryota; Metazoa; Chordata; Aves; Pterocliformes; Pteroclidae. Gene Ontology annotation, cellular component: cytoplasm; cytosol. The record is from RefSeq and is a predicted model, not a curated record.
CUGACCAAGGUGGAGCAACAACGGUUCAAGGAGGAGGCGGAGAUGCUGAAGGGGCUCCAGCACCCCAACAUCGUCCGCUUCUACGACUCCUGGGAGUCCACCCUCAAGGGCAAGAAGUGCAUCGUCCUCGUCACCGAGCUGAUGACCUCGGGGACCCUCAAGACGUAUCUCAAGAGGUUCAAGGUGAUGAAACCCAAGGUUUUACGCAGCUGGUGCCGGCAAAUCUUGAAGGGUCUCCACUUCCUCCACACCCGAACUCCACCGAUUAUCCACCGGGACCUCAAAUGUGACAACAUCUUCAUCACCGGCCCCACCGGCUCGGUGAAAAUCGGCGAUUUGGGCUUGGCCACGCUGAUGAGGACCUCCUUCGCCAAAAGCGUCAUCGGGACGCCGGAAUUCAUGGCGCCGGAGAUGUACGAGGAGCGGUACGACGAGUCGGUGGACGUCUACGCCUUCGGGAUGUGCAUGUUGGAGAUGGGCACCUCCGAGUACCCCUACUCCGAGUGCCAGAACGCCGCCCAGAUCUACCGCAAAGUCACCAGCGGCAUCAAACCGGCCAGUUUCGAGAAGGUGACGGACCCGGAGGUGAAAGAAAUCAUCGAAGGUUGCAUCCGGCAGAACAAAGCCGAGAGGCUCUCCAUCCGGGAUCUUCUCAACCAUGUUUUCUUCGCCGAGGACACGGGGCUGCGGGUGGAGCUGGCGGAGGAGGACGCGGGGAUGGAGUCGGCGUUGGCGCUGCGCCUUUGGGUGGAAGAUCCCAAGAAGUUGAAGGGGAAACACAAGGACAACGAGGCCAUCGAGUUCUCGUUCGACCUGGAGGCCGAUGUCCCCGAGGAGGUGGCCUAUGAGAUGGUCAAGGACACCCCAAAAUUCGUCAUGAACCCCCAUAUUGACCCCUCGAAAUCAUCUUCAAACCUUCCCAAAGUCAACAACACCCCAAAAUUCAACCUGAACCCCAUGGUGAAAUCCGGAUUUUUCCACGAGAGCGACUCCAAAGCCGUGGCCAAAUCCAUCCGCGACCGGUUGACGUUGGUGAAAAAAACCCGAGAAAAGAACCAAGCGGGGGGUCGGGGGGUCCCCGAAAACGAGGACACGGAGGUCGACCAACACGUCCGGCAGCAGCUGCUCCACCACCAGCCCCCCAACACCG